AAUGUAGUGGUGUCGAGUUGGGGACAUCACGUGAAUUGACCCAAGCCAGGCAACCAGCUACCAGAAAACGAAUUUCUUUAAUGGAGAGGUCUGACGAGUCGAAUUACAACUCAAGCACAACGCAUCAUCUAUUUUAUAUCAGCGUCGUAUUUCCAGGAAAAGAAAAAUACAACGACUAAUUUCUCGAAGGAAAGUCAAUUUCAAGAUGUUGUCGAUCCUCCGAAAAGCACGGGUGAAGGAUAAGGAGAUGAGGAUCUUGAUGUUGGGCCUCGACAAUGCAGGCAAAACCACCAUUGUCAAGAGGGUAAUGAACGAGGACGUCAAUACAGUCAGUCCAACGUUGGGAUUUAUCAUCAAAACUAUCGAUUAUGAAGGGUAUAAAUUGAAUAUUUGGGAUGUUGGCGGCCAGAAAACGCUUCGAUCAUAUUGGCGCAAUUACUUUGAGAAGACCGAUGCCCUUAUAUGGGUCGUGGACGCAACGGAUAGGCUGAGAAUCGACGACUGCCGGGAAGAGCUCCAUGGCCUAUUGCAAGAAGAGCGUUUGUCGGGAGCAAGUUUGCUAGUAUUCGCGAAUAAGACCGACGUGCAAGGAUGUAUGGACGAGGCCGAAAUUCUUCAGGGACUGCAACUUGAGGCGAUCCGGACUCACCAGUGGCAUAUCCUGCGGUGUAGUGCCAUGACGGGGCAGAAUCUCAAAGAGGGACUGGCGUGGGUAGUUGAGGAUGCCAAGGCCAGAUUGUUCUUAUAUUGAUAGGCGAGGGUUCUCUUGGUGCAAAGAACAAAAACCCAAGGCACUACUAUGCACUGCGUACGUAGAACAUAGUAGUACUAAUACUGCCUAGUAGGUACUACCUACAUUAUUAUACACAUGUAUAGGUAGGGAGGCACGUAUAAAAUGUAUGUAUUAUACGGAGUCCGAAUGUGAUGGAUUAUUGAAGAUUUUAAGACAUCGAUGAUUAAACUUUAUCACUGGAGGUUGCCGACCUCCGAAUCACGUUACCCGUUACCUAGUACCGCCCAAGUAUAUUUCUUGGAUUAGACAGCGGGAUAAGGAGGAGGCUAGAGACGGGUAAAUUCCCCGCUCGUGUAGGAGACAAAUGAAACUCGUUAUACCCGUGAACAAGGCUUCAAUGUAGAUUUCAAAAUAUCAAUUGAAUUGGUAGUAGAGUUUUAUUCUUA
Molecule: messenger RNA, 1179 nt
Organism: Hypoxylon fragiforme
Lineage: Eukaryota; Fungi; Ascomycota; Sordariomycetes; Xylariales; Hypoxylaceae
Product: ARF/SAR superfamily
Exons: 5
Coding region: 206-751 (181 amino acids)
Biological process (GO): protein folding
Cellular component (GO): cytoplasm; microtubule cytoskeleton
Molecular function (GO): GTPase activity; GTP binding
Source: RefSeq, a predicted model, not a curated record